AAAGGUUGGUGGAUGAAAAUUGAAAACUCAAAAGAGAGAGAGAGACGCUUCGUGUAUUUGUGCAGAUCAAAACUCGAAUCGGGGAAUUUGGGUUUCUCCUGUAAUCUAGGGUUCAUAACUUCCCCUUUUCUCUAUCGCUUUUGGAUCUACUAGGUAUUGAGUGGAUCAUGAAGAUUCCGGAUUCGACCUACAUGAUGGAAAAUGGAUCUAUUGAAUUGCCGUGCACCCCUGAAGAAGAGGCAAGGAUCAUUCAAGAGCUUAUCAGCAAAGCUGAGUCCAAUUUGAAACAAGGCAAUCUCUAUUAUGUUAUUUCUAACAGGUGGUUCAUGGAUUGGCAGAGGUACAUUAGGAAGCUUCUUGGUGCUUAUCCAUUUAACGAGCUUGCUACCGAAUCUCUGCCUUCUCUUUUGCCAAAUUCAGCUAAUAGACCUGGACCAGUUGAUAAUAGCGAUAUAAUAAUUAGAGAAGCUGACAGUGGAGAUGAUGAUCCACAGCUUCUCAGAACUUUGGAAGAAGGGCGUGAUUAUGUGUUGGUCCCACAAGAAGUAUGGGAGAAGCUCUCUGAGUGGUAUAAAGGAGGACCAGCAUUACCUCGGAAAAUGAUAUCUGUGGGAGAUGCCAAGCAACUUAGUGUGGAGGUGUUCCCGUUAUGUCUCAAUUUAUUUGAUACUAGAGAUAAAAGCCACAAAGCCUUAUGGUUAAGUAAAAAGGCAUCUUUACAUGAACUCUAUACCAUAGUGUGUAAACUCAAAGAAAUUGCGCCAGAGAAGGCACACAUCUGGGAUUAUUUUGAUAAAAAGAAGCAUACAAAGUUAGUUGCUUCAAACCAAACACUGGAGGACUCCAACUUGCAGAUGGAUCAAGAUAUUCUCCUGGAGGUGCAACCUGAAGGGUCACUGCCUUCUGGUUUUGGCUUCGAUUCAACCGGAAACGACUUGGCAUUGGUUCCAGUUGAACCUCUGAGAUCAUCUGUCACAAUUGCUGGUGGUCCAACAUUGUCCAAUGGUUUCUCUACUGGAUAUAGUUCCAAUGCAUAUCAAGGGAGUUCUUUGAACUCCAGUUAUGGUGACAUGGAGGAUGGAUAUGAUAGUCUGAGGCCUGCAAGUAAAGGCGAAAGGGGAGGGUUGGCAGGAUUAUCCAAUCUGGGCAACACAUGCUUCAUGAAUAGUGCCCUUCAGUGUCUGGUUCAUACACCUCCGCUUGUCGAAUACUUCUUGCAAGAUUACACUGACGAGAUUAACAGACAGAAUCCUUUGGGGAUGCAUGGUGAGCUUGCACUUGCAUUUGGUGAACUGUUGAGGAAACUGUGGUCCUCUGGCCGAACACCUGUGGCACCUCGUGCAUUCAAGGGAAAACUUGGUCGAUUUGCUCCCCAGUUUAGUGGAUAUAACCAGCAUGACUCUCAGGAACUACUCGCCUUCCUCUUGGAUGGAUUACAUGAAGAUUUAAAUCGCGUCAAGCAAAAGCCGUAUUUUGAGACAAAGGACUCAGACGGUCGUCCAGAUGAAGAAGUUGCUAACGAGCUUUGGAGAUACCACAGAGUCAGAAAUGACUCCGUUAUAGUUGAUAUUUGCCAGGGCCAAUAUAAGUCUACGCUGGUUUGCCCUGACUGCAACAAAAUCUCAAUAACAUUUGAUCCCUUCAUGUAUUUGUCUCUACCACUUCCUUCAACAGCCACAAAGACAAUGACAGUAACAGUGUUUUAUAGUGAUGGCAGUGGCCUUCCAAUGCCAUUUACUGUUACCGUCUUGAAACAUGGUUAUAUUAAAGAUCUUGCACAGGCUUUAGAAAUUGCAUGCUGCUUAAGGAUUGAUGAAUACCUGCUACUUGCAGAGGUCUAUGAUCAUCGGGUAUUUCGAUACUUUGAGAACCCUACAGAGAUUUUGAAUUCAGUUAAGGAUGAUGAACAUAUUGUUGCGUACAGGCUCCCGAAAAGGGUGGCACAACUGACAAGACUGGAGAUUAGUCACAGGUACCUGGAAAAGUGUAUCAUAGACAGUUCGAAGGCCAGUGAGAGGAAGUUGUUCUUGACACCGCUUGUUACUUUCUUGGAAGACCCACAUAACGGAGCUGAUAUUGAUUUUGCUGUCCAUAAGGUACUUGCUCCAUUAAGAAGGAAAGCAUUUAUCUCAUCGGCACCUGGUCUUAAGGAUGGUGCCGAAAAUGGUUCUCCCUCGGAAACAAUUGAAGUACCAAUGAACAGCUGUACUAUCCAAUUUGGUCGUGAAGGUCAAUCAACGGAGUGCAUAGAUCCAGUGGGAAAUUCCAGCAUGGAGCUGACAUUUCAUCUUUGUUUAACUGAUGAACGGGGUACUAACUGCAGGCCCGUUACAAAAGAUACAGUGAUAGAACCAGUUAGAAUGCAAAAGGUUAUAUUGGAUUGGACUGAGAAGGAAUAUGAGCUAUAUGAUGCAAGCUACCUCAAAGACCUUCCAGAGGUUCACAAAAGUGGACUUACAGUGAAGAAAACCAAGCAAGAAGCUAUAUCCUUAUUUUCGUGUUUGGAGGCCUUCCUAAAGGAGGAACCUUUAGGACCAGAUGAUAUGUGGUACUGUCCUCGCUGCAAGGAGCAUAGACAAGCCUCCAAGAAGUUAGAUUUAUGGAGAUUACCGGACAUACUUGUUUUCCACUUAAAGCGGUUCUCUUAUAGCCGAUGGCUGAAGAACAAGCUUGAUACGUUUGUGAAUUUUCCCAUACAUAAUCUGGAUUUAAGCAAGUAUGUGAAAAGUACGGAUUUAUCUGAGAGCUCCCAUGUGUAUGAGCUAUAUGCAAUAAGCAACCAUUAUGGUGGACUAGGUGGUGGGCAUUACACAGCUUACUGCAAGUUGAUUGAUGACGACAGAUGGUAUCAUUUUGAUGAUUCCCAUGUUUCACCUGUCGCUGAAUCGGAUAUCAAAACAUCAGCUGCCUAUGUGUUGUUCUAUCGAAGAGUUAAAGCUCAACAAAAUGGAGUUGUGGGAGGGUCCUUUCAGUGCCAUAGAAGCUCUUGAAGAUGCUCGACUGGUUGCUCUUAUCCCCUCUUGAUAAAGUCUGAAUUCUUGGCUGUCCGGCAGGGGCUAGUUCAUGAGUCAGCUAACGUGGUUGGGGCUCAUAUUAUCCUAGGCAAAUUAGAAGUAGGUGCUCUAUCAGUAAGAGGCACCAAGAGGAAAACAGAAAUUGGAUGAGGCUCUGGUGUUUCUUGAAAGACUUUUUUUUUUUUUUAGAGAAAUUUUGUAAGUCUUGGGUAUCCGAGUUAUUCGUAAGAGGCAUUAUACUCUUGUAGAGUAGUGUUCUUAUCAUUUUUUUAGCGAAGAAGUUGUACUCAAGGACCAAACCUUUUUAUCUAAUUACAUAUAGCAGUUUGAUGAA
Solanum tuberosum (potato) is the source of this 3348-nucleotide messenger RNA. Its product is annotated as ubiquitin carboxyl-terminal hydrolase 9. Gene Ontology annotation, molecular function: cysteine-type deubiquitinase activity. Bases 168 to 2990 code for a protein of 940 amino acids. The record is from RefSeq and is a predicted model, not a curated record. Gene Ontology annotation, biological process: protein deubiquitination. The transcript is spliced from 14 exons. Lineage: Eukaryota; Viridiplantae; Streptophyta; Magnoliopsida; Solanales; Solanaceae.